UACACCCUAAGUCUUGUUAUUCAAUCCGGGCUGUGAAGAUGGGUGUGUGUGUGUCUCUGCCAGAACCAGUGAUGGCCGACCAGCUGCCUCCACAGCAGGGGGACACGCUGAUAAAUAAAUUCCAACAAGGGAACCUCCCCAAUGGGAAAGAAGUCAGCAAAGAUGGCCUACACGCAAGGGGCCAGUGGGCUAGCAAGGCUGAGUUCCUCCUGGCCGUAGCGGGGCAGAUCAUCGGUCUGGGCAACGUCUGGAGAUUCCCUUACCUCUGCUACAAGAAUGGAGGAGGUGUGUUCUUUGUGCCUUACCUCUUGUUCCUGGUGCUGUGCGGCAUCCCCCUUUUCCUCCUGGAGACCUCGCUGGGGCAGUACACAAGCCUGGGAGGGGUCAGCGCCUGGAGGUCUAUCUGCCCUUUAUUUGGAGGUCUUGGUUAUGCCAGCCAGGUGAUGAUCCUUCAUGGCUGCGUGUACUACAUCAUCAUCCUGGCUUGGGCUGUCUUUUACCUGUCCAACAGCUUCCAGGCGGAGCUGCCCUGGUCGCAUUGUAACAACACAUGGAACACCAAUGCAUGUUUCGUGUUUGCCCAACACAACCAGACAGGCAAUGUGAGUAGCAUGCCCGAGAACGCCACUUCCCCCGUCAUGGAGUUUUGGGAGCGAGAGGUGCUGCGCCUGUCCAGCAGUUUAGACAAGCUGGGUCCAAUCAACUGGAAGCUGGCUCUGUGUCUGGCCAUUGUCUGGCUCGUCUGUUACUUCUGUGUUUGGAAGGGAGUCAAGUCCACCGGAAAGGUGGUGUACUUGACAGCUACCUUUCCAUAUGUCAUGCUGUUUGUGCUGCUGGUGCGUGGUGCCACUCUGCCUGGAGCGACCAAGGGCAUCAUCUACUACCUCAAACCCAACCACACCCGCCUGGCAGACCCACAGGUAUGGAUGGAUGCAGGGACCCAAAUAUUUUUCUCAUAUGGGAUCUGUUUGGGGAGUCUAACAGCCCUUGGCAGUUACAACAAAUUCAACAAUAACUGCUAUAAGGACUCUUUUCUUCUGUGCCUCCUGAACAGCAGCACCAGUUUCCUGGCAGGUUUUGCCAUCUUCUCUGUGCUGGGCUUCAUGGCUGAGGAGCAAGGCGUGGACAUAUCUACUGUGGCUCAGUCAGGGCCUGGCCUCGCCUUCAUCGUCUACCCAAAAGCUAUAGCCAUGAUGCCUCUACCCCAACUCUGGGCUGUCUGCUUCUUCCUCAUGAUCAUCAUGCUGGGGCUGGACACACAGUUUGUGAGUCUGGAGGCCCUGAUGACGUCGGUGAGUGACCUGUAUCCUCACCUGAUCAGACGAGGCCAUCGCAGAGAGCUGCUUCUGCUGUUCGUCUGCGUCAUCUGCUUCCUGAUUGGACUGGUCAUGGUCACACCGGGUGGUCUGUAUGUGUUCCAGAUAUAUGAUCACUUUUCCUGCAGUGGAGCCAGCCUGCUGCUCCUCUCCAUCUUCCAGUCUGUGGCCAUCGGCUGGGUCUACGGAGCCGAGCGCUUCAGUGACAACAUCAGGGAUAUGACCGGCUACAGCCCCCUGCCCGUCUUCAAUCUGUGCUGGAAAUACUUGACCCCAACUGUGUGCACUGGUACCUUUUUAUUUUCCCUGGUGUGUUGGUCUCCGUUAAAACUAGGGAAAGGCUUGGUCGCUCCAGGCUGGGCGACCGGGCUGGGCUGGCUCCUCACCUUCUCCUCCGUCUCUCUGCUCCCCAUCUGGGCCAUCUAUGCCCUGGCCACCACCCCGGGAACCCUGUCACAGCGCUUCAAACGCCUGUGCAGCCCUGCCAUAAACUCAUCGCAGGCCCACCACUACAUCCCCACCAACAACUACAUCCCUGCGCUGCCCCUCACCGAGAAGCCAAAGGAACCACUCAGCAACAUGAUCCCGGAUUGUCGGACUUAA
This is a messenger RNA of Scomber japonicus (chub mackerel), 1919 nucleotides long. Its product is annotated as sodium- and chloride-dependent GABA transporter 2-like. The record is from RefSeq and is a predicted model, not a curated record. The transcript is spliced from 15 exons. Gene Ontology annotation, cellular component: membrane. The coding region runs from base 39 to 1919 and encodes 626 amino acids. Gene Ontology annotation, biological process: sodium ion transmembrane transport. NCBI's taxonomy places the organism in Eukaryota, Metazoa, Chordata, Actinopteri, Scombriformes, Scombridae.